Molecule: messenger RNA, 973 nt
Organism: Nematolebias whitei (Rio pearlfish)
Lineage: Eukaryota; Metazoa; Chordata; Actinopteri; Cyprinodontiformes; Rivulidae
Gene: ccdc28a
Product: coiled-coil domain containing 28A
Exons: 5
Coding region: 314-883 (189 amino acids)
Source: RefSeq, a predicted model, not a curated record
AAAGCUAGCUUGUUAGCGUGCGAGUUACGAACGAAAAUUGCUAUGAUUUAAGACGUUCUGUAAAUGUCGGGACAACUUAUUCCAUGCAGCGGUCAUGUUUAGGUUGAUUUAAUUAAUUUUCCUCCAAAUAGUUUUAUCGGCGUGUGUUUUAAGCGUAUAAUUUGAUUUUUGUGCCUUUUAGUUUUAAAGAUUAGCUGCCUUAAGUUGUUGGAGCUAACUUAGCCGGUGUCAGUUUGGGUCGCUGUAUCUGGUGUCAGCUUCACGUGUCGCGGCAUUUCGCUAACCGCACGAGCCGGCAGCGUAACAUGAAGUUAUGGAAGAGAGUAAGCUAAAGAGGAAGAGUACGAAGACAUCCACCAACACAGCGGCUCCGACAGGAGGCUCCGGCCGGAAGAACAGCGCUUCCUCCGGGGGGAAGCAUGCCGACAACACGGGCGCUGUUUCCAGCCAAAAGAACAGGAGCAGGAGGGGGAUCAGAGAUAAACCCAGGUGUCAGGCGGGUUCGGGUGGUAAAGCUGCACAGAACCAGGGCCAGGCAGCACCAACCAUCCAACACUCGUUUCUGACUGACGUCUCAGAUGUGCAGGAGAUGGAGAAUGGCCUGCUCAGUCUUCUCAAUGACUUCCACUCAGGAAAAUUACAGGCGUUUGGCAACGAGUGCUCCAUCGACCAGAUGGAGCACGUCAGAGAGAUGCAGGAAAAGCUGGCACGCUUGCACUUUGACCUCUACGGCGAGGUUGAUGAAAUGCCCAAGGAUCAGAGGAAAACUGCCUGUGACACCAACAUGGACAAGUUGCUACUUAAUCUUGAGGAGCUGAGUUCUUCUAUUCAGAAACUGAAUCUGGCGGACACUCAAGAGAUCCUGAGGACUUCCAGCGUGUGACGUUUUUAUUUCUUUUACUAUUUUUUUUUUCUUCUUUUGAAACAUUUUUUUUUUAGUUUUUGCCACAUGGAAAGAAUGUAACCGAUGAGU